Messenger RNA from Perca flavescens (yellow perch), 1464 nucleotides. RefSeq names its product VAMP (vesicle-associated membrane protein)-associated protein B and C (gene vapb). Gene Ontology annotation, cellular component: plasma membrane; endoplasmic reticulum membrane. The record is from RefSeq and is a predicted model, not a curated record. NCBI's taxonomy places the organism in Eukaryota, Metazoa, Chordata, Actinopteri, Perciformes, Percidae. Gene Ontology annotation, molecular function: FFAT motif binding. The coding region runs from base 253 to 984 and encodes 243 amino acids. Gene Ontology annotation, biological process: endoplasmic reticulum membrane organization. The transcript is spliced from 6 exons.
CCAUCACCCUGGCGUCACCCUCCCCGCUGGGCGGCUAUGCAGAGGCAGUGACGUCACCGGGCUGUUUCUCGCUCCCUUCCUGCUGCAUCACAACAGCUCGAGUAGCAAUAGUGACCGGGGGGACAGGAUAUUCACAGCCAAUUCAUUGAUAGAAUAACUCCGUUGACGUUGCAGCACUCAACAACAUCCUAACACGGGGGUAACGGACAGGAACUGGUUGCAGUGCGAUAACAACGCUUCAGCUGUUGGGAUAUGGCCAGGCCGGAACAGGUUCUGCUCUUGGAGCCUCAGCACGAACUGAAAUUCCGAGGUCCAUUCUCAGACGUGGUCACCACAAAUCUCAAGCUCUCCAACCCUACAGACAGGAAUGUGUGUUUCAAGGUGAAGACAACAGCGCCGCGUCGGUACUGUGUGCGGCCAAACAGUGGAAUCAUUGAUGCGGGCACCUCAAUCAACGUCUCAGUUAUGCUGCAGCCUUUUGACUACGAUCCCAAUGAGAAGAGCAAACACAAGUUCAUGGUCCAGUCCGUGCUAGCACCUCCUGACAUGACUGACAUGGAGGGAGUGUGGAAGGAGGCUAAGCCAGAUGAGCUGAUGGACUCCAAGCUGAGGUGUGUUUUUGACAUGCCAGUGGAGAACGAAAAAACGCAUGACAUGGAGUCCAACAAGAUGAUGUCGUCCAGCUUGCUGAAGUCAGACUCCUCCACGCUGCCUGCGAAGUCAAUGAGCUCCACCCUUGAUGACGGGGAGGUCAAGAAAAUCAUGGAGGAAUGUAAGAGGCUGCAGAUGGAGGCUCAGAGGCUACGGGAAGAAAACAAACAGAUCAGGGAGGAUGAUGGUCUUCGGAUGAGGAAGAGUAACGUGAUGUCAUCUCAGCACUCAUCCAUUGGCAUGAAGAAAGAUGAGGGCUUGAGCGCCCGCACAAUGCUCCUCAUCGUGCUCUUCUUUGUGGUGGGCGUCAUCGUGGGCAAGUUGGUCUUGUAGAUGGCAGCAAAUUUUGGUCGGCCGCAGCAUGCUUUCAGGGGGAUGAAAACAAACACAGGAUCUUGGAUUUUGGAUCAGAAAUGCCAUAUCCGCUGGGUGGGGAGUGGUACUAGUUUUGAUUCAGUCUGAUUUAUGUAAACAAUUUCAAAGGUAAUGUAUGAGAAAAUAAAGAGGAAAAAAAACGAUUCAUCAUCUUAUCAACAAACCUACUGUUACAGGUCUUGCCUCUACGUAAUCAUCACAUAAUCAUUCUGGCCCUCUUUCCCAAAGUUGUAUGUAUACAGUGGCUGGUUCUUUGGGGUGGGGGGACAAUGGAAACAUGAUUUAAUGCUAGUGAUCCAGACCAAUUUUCUAACACCGGCGAGGUAGUGUUGGUGCGACUGAGUCAGUUCGCAAUUGUGUGAAUGUCAUUUUAGUGUAUUGUUUCUUUUUCCUAAUGACGGAGGCCAGAGCCUAUGUAUAUGUAAUCCCCCCCUGCCC